AUGUCGCUCCAAUCGACAUGGUCCUGCGUCAGACCAGCGGCCGCCCGGCGCGUGCCCACAGCCCCGCGAGCGGCGUUUAGCACCACGCCCUCGCGCAGCAGCAACAUCCCCCCCGAAUCGCCCUCCUAUAUCCGCCUCCCCAAGGUGCCGCAGUCGACCGAGACCAAGCCCGAGCGCGUGCGCGGCACGCUGCCUGUGCCGCGCGACGUCUUUGAGCGCCGCGAGGGCGACCGCAAGACGCGGCCCGACUACAUUGCCAAGACGGCGCCCCAGCGCGCCGGCGACCGCCCGCUCAACAGCGACACGCAGCGGUGGAAGAAGCAGCUCGCCGACAGCCGCCGGCAGAACCUCGAGGAGGGCCUGCAGGGCCUGUGGCGGCGCCACGAGACGCGGGAGCAGGGCAAGGCCGAGCGCACGCGCCGUCGGGAGGACGCCCUCCGGCGCGCCCACGAGGCCGCCGAGCCCAAGGCCGCCGUAAUGACCCGCGGCACCGUCCUCGCCUCCAUCGCCGACACCGCCGUGCACCCGGACCCGGAGCGCUUCGACAAGGCCGAGCGCAGCCGCGCGCGGGUGCUCGCCCAGGAGAGCGCCCGCCGCGACGCCCGCCGCGAUGCCCUCAUGGAGCUCUACAUCAACGCCUCCAGCUUCAUCGUCACCGAGGCCGAGCUCAAAGAGGAGAUUGACAAGCUCUUCCACGAGGACUACUUCCGCAAGCAGAGCGUCAAGGGCUACCGCCCCGGCGCCACCGAGAACGUCUGGGGCGUCUACGGCAAGCCGCCCGGCCUGGCGGCCAUGUUUGAGACGGUGACGAGGACCUCGACCAACGUGGCCAACGCGAGCGAAUCCGAGUUUGACCACUCCGUCAAGCGCACAAAGAAGAUUUCGGAAGAAUUGACCGGCGGCAAGAUGGCCUGA
This is a messenger RNA of Akanthomyces muscarius, 915 nucleotides long. RefSeq lists its product as uncharacterized. The transcript has a single exon. The coding region runs from base 1 to 915 and encodes 304 amino acids. The record is from RefSeq and is a predicted model, not a curated record. Lineage: Eukaryota; Fungi; Ascomycota; Sordariomycetes; Hypocreales; Cordycipitaceae.